Chondrus crispus (carragheen) is the source of this 1449-nucleotide messenger RNA. RefSeq lists its product as hypothetical. The coding region runs from base 1 to 1449 and encodes 482 amino acids. Gene Ontology annotation, molecular function: nucleic acid binding. The transcript has 3 exons. The record is from RefSeq and is a predicted model, not a curated record. Gene Ontology annotation, biological process: DNA integration. NCBI's taxonomy places the organism in Eukaryota, Rhodophyta, Florideophyceae, Gigartinales, Gigartinaceae.
AUGAAGAAGGCACAAGAGCCGACGACGCAAACUGAGCUUCGCUCUUUCCUCGGCAUGUGCAAUGUUUACCGAAGGUUCGUGGCGAACUUCGAAAGAACUGCGGCACCCCUGAAUGCACUGUUAGCAAAGGGGAAGCCUUUCCAAUUAGAGGAGUUUUCGGUUGAACAGUCUAAGGCUUUUAGUUUACUGAAGACCGCGCUUAUAAGUCCUCCCAUUCUCAAGCUACCGCGCUCAAACCUUCCAGUCUCGGUCGACACGGAUGUUUGCAAGCGACAAGUGGGCUGCGAUCUAUUUCAGACAUAUCUAGACCGAACGCGCCAUCCGGUGGGAUUUUGGAGUCGCUCCCUGAACCCAGCGGAAAAGAAUUACAGCGUCGGCGAAAAGGAAUGCCUCGCCAUAAUUUGGGCAUUACAGAUUUUGAGACCAUAUCUCGAGCGGAAGCACUUCGAGCUCUACACAGACCAUCAAUCCUUAAAGUGGAUGAUGAGUCUAACAGACGCCAGUGGCAGGCUUGCUCGAUGGCGUCUCCGCCUACUGGAGUUCGAUUUCACAAUCAAGUACCGCAAAGGGGCUGUGAAUUGCAUUGCAGACGCUGUGUCAAGGCUGCCGACAUUUGGCGAGUGUGCUGUCGAAUCUGACUCAGACAUUCCUUGUUCCUGGGUUCAAGAGAACAGCGCUUGGAUGGAUGAAGAUCAAGAUGACGAAGAUGUCGAGAUCGAGCUCAGGCGCGAUGCAAUCACGUCAGAUUUCAAUGACGAGGGGAUCUGCAAAGUCGACAAUGAAGAGACAAGUUAUCGUGGGGGUACAAAGAUGUUCUAUACAAUGCGACGCACGUUCUACUGGCCUUCCAUGGCAUUGGAAUGCCACGCUUGUGUGAGACAAUGUGACUCAUGCGCCUGCGAAAGAGUACAAUUGCGCAAGCACUCUAUAUUUUUGAAACUCUUCCCCGCGAGAAGACCGCUAGAGUUCGUCCCCAUCGCCAUUUUGGGACCUCUACCCCGAUCGAAAAAAGGGAACCAAUACCUUUUGGUCAUAUCCGAUCGGUUUUCGAAGAUGACAAGAGCGAUACCGCUGAAAAGCAUCACAUCAAUGACAGUGGCAAGAGCCUUCGUCGAGAAUUUGAUUUAUCCGUAUAGACCACCUGCUUAUCUUCUAUCCGAUAACGGUGGUCAAUUUGCGUCGAAGUUCUUCCAAAAGAUUUGUCAAAUCAUGGGGAUUGGCAAUCUCUUUACCGCUGCGUAUCACCCUCAGACCAAUGGUCCAGUGGAACGGUUCAACCAAACCAUAUUAUCAGGCAUACGCCACUACGUCAUGGAACAUCAAAAGAAAUACGAUGAAUACUGUGGUCCUCUGACGUACGCGUAUAACACGCAAGUACAUCGCAGCACGGGAUGUAUACCAUUCGAACUUGUGUUGUCACGACCUCCAGGGCCCGUGGCCUUGGUGUAG